Molecule: messenger RNA, 3005 nt
Organism: Cuscuta epithymum
Lineage: Eukaryota; Viridiplantae; Streptophyta; Magnoliopsida; Solanales; Convolvulaceae
Source: the annotation of a GenBank genome assembly
GUUCCUUCCAUGUUUCCAUCUCCUCGAUAUUGCUCCGUCCUCGGAUAUGCUGAGACCGUUGUUGCCUCCCAACCCUUACCUGCGAAGCAUAAAGCUGGAUUGCACUCGCCUCGAUGAUUCCUCGCUCGAUUUCAUCCUCCCGCCGACUUUAGAAGAGCUUUGCCUCCAUAAUUGCUCUGAUUUUAGCGGAAAGCUCCUCUCUGACGUAGGUCGUGGCUGCACAGAUCUCAGGUCUUCAUAUCUUUACUUUUUAUUUUUGGGAGUACCCUUAGUCCUGCCUCUUUCUAAUUCUACGUUAUGAAUCCGUAUCUGAAUGUAUAAAAGUUACCUUCUUUGCUUCUUCAUCAAUGGAUGUAUUUACAGCUUAAACUUUGAUUACGUUGUUGACUUAAAAUGCUAGGGCUACUCUGGUUGAUCUUAGGCUGUAUUAGUUAUUAGCUUGUUUGUCUGUUGAAUGCUGCUAUUCAGGUUUCUAUAUUUGAGUUCAGUGGCAGACAAAAGAGGGAGAUCAAUUGAUGUAUCUGAUCUUGAGGAGUUACUCAGGGGUUGCACUCAGUUGGAAGUAAGACUAUAUUGAGAAAAUGCCUUUUGGGGAAAUUCUUGACUUAACAAAUGCAACUUGAUAAUCACAUGCUCAUAUAAAAAGACGAUUCUUUCUUAUCAUUCGAAACAAAGGACAUUGCUCAAAAUCCUCAAUUCAGAAGCUCUAUUAAAAUUCCAUUUUUUCUAAUUUAUAAAUCGCAAAUGAGGAAUAGAAACCAGUGCACUAUCCUUCAAGGGAGCUGCUAAGUUAGCUUUUAUAACUCAUCAAUAUUGUAGAUUGACAGGCAACAAAUUGAAAAUACAGAAUAAAGGACCACUCUUGAAGCUCAAUUGACCAGGACAAUGCGUGCCCUCUUAAGAGAUAAUUAAUGAGUCUUAGCAGAUUUGAUAUAAGCCCAAUAGCUCGUGAUCUGGUUCAACCACUCGUUCACCCAAACCAGAGUGAUCAAAUAUCUCUUACUUUGAAUUACAAGUAUUCCUUAUUAGUCCAAAGAUAGGACUGGCCGGUUUUACUUGUCUAUGUAUCUUUCCUUUUCUUAUUCUUUAGUUCCAAAAGCUGAAUUUACCUCCACGGGCACAAUCUAGGUGUCCUGAGCAGCAGUUUCGUGUGCAUGUAGGAAUAUGAUGGUUUUUUUUAUAAUUUCAGAAUUUCUUACCAUGGCAUUUUAUUUUUGUAGACAUUGGUCCUGAUGUUUGAUGUUUCUAUAUUCUUGCGUCACGAUUUUGCUCGUGUGUGGGCUCUGGCCCCCGCCACGCUUUCUUCACUCGAAGUUGGAUACAUUUCAUCAGUCAUGCUGAUUGAACUGCUUAAUCCUCCCGUGGUUCCACAGCAAUCACUUGACCAUAUCCAACCGCCUGUGUUGCCAGGAAUACAGAAGCUAAGCCUUUCAGUGGACUAUAUCACUGAUACUAUGAUCAGUACAAUAUUUAGAAAUCUCUAUUCAUUGACCUAUUUGGACCUUCGAGAUUCACCAAUCAUGGAACCACGAGUGGCGUUCGACCUUACAAAUGCAGGCCUUCAACAGAUAAACCCACACGGAAGACUAAAGCACUUCUCCUUGAUAAGAAGCCAUGACAUUUUCCCUGCAUACUUCAGGAGAGUUAAUGAUCUGGGAUUCCUUCUCAUGGCUGACAGGUGCUCAAGCAUGGAAAGUAUCUGUCUGGGUGGUUUCUGUCAAGUCACAGAUACAGGCUUCAAGACAGUUUUACACUCAUGUGCUAAUUUAUUAAAGUUUCGAGUGUCACAUGGACCACUGUUGACUGAUCUUGUGUUUCAUGACAUUGGCGCAACUUCCUUAACUCUGACUGGGGUAAGUUUAAGGUGGUGUAAUCUUUUGACGAACUGUGUUGCUUCACUAUUGGCAUCCAACACAAACCUUAGUGUGCUUGACCUAAGGGAGUGUAAAAAUCUUGGGGAUGAAGCGCUUAGAUCCAUUGCUUCACUUUCAAAGCUGAAAGUUUUGCUUAUAGAUGGCUCAGAUAUAAGUGAUACGGGAAUUUCCCACUUAUCAAAAGGUGUGCAGAGUUCUCUUGUCUCGCUGUCUCUGCGAGGAUGCAAGAGGUUGACGGACAAAUGUAUUUAUUUUCUCUUCGAAGGGUCUUCAAACCAGGGCCUGAAAGAACUAGACUUGUCAAACAUUCCCAACUUCUCUGAUGCCGGAAUACUUUCAAUUGUGAAGAGCCGGGUCCCUAUAUUUGAGCUUAGGGUGCGGCAUUGUCCUUUGAUAGGAGAUGUCUCAGUGAUCACGUUAGCUUCAAUGAAGUUUGAUGAGGAUGACGGGUGGCAGGGAAGUAGGUUACGCCUGUUGGACCUUUAUCACUGCGGCAGCAUAACUCAACUGUCCUUCCAGUGGCUAAAGAAGCCUUACUUCCCUAGACUGAGAUGGUUGGGAGUCAAUGGAGGUGGAAACAAGGAUAUGCUGGACGCCUUGGCCCGAAACAGACCAUACUUGCAUGUGGCUUGUCGUGGGGAGGAGCUGGGUUUUGACCAGUGGGAUUCAUCUGAUGAUCUUAUGUACAUGCACGAUUAUGAUGAACUUGAUGAGAGCGAUGACGAAAUGGAAGUAGUGGCUGACUAGCUUCAAACGAUUCACAACUGGGUGUCGCUAGUUCGAAUCCCAUGAAGGCCACUAGCGGUUUACCUGAUCGUUAACUCCAGGGCCCGGGGCCAUGCAUGCAAGCUAAAAAGGUCCAAACACAUGUGCUAUAGAAAAACUGAUGUAGAUGUAUCAUGGAGUGAGAUGUCAAUUUAAAACUGUGUAUAUUUAAUUCGGGUGUUAUGUAUGUGUAUAUGUUUGCUGUUUGCAGUUAUGUUGUAUUGAAUUCAAUCCUCAACUUUGUGUGGUCAGUAUAGGGGUGGACAGGACUGGCUGGUUUCCGGUCCCCUGAAGGCCAACAUGCAGGGCACAAAAUUCUGAAAAGUUAAUUAUUUUUGCACUUGGUAUUAACCACUUUAAUUAGGG